This is a messenger RNA of Stomoxys calcitrans (stable fly), 5618 nucleotides long. RefSeq names its product unconventional myosin-IXa (gene dachs). Gene Ontology annotation, biological process: actin filament organization; vesicle transport along actin filament. The record is from RefSeq and is a predicted model, not a curated record. The transcript is spliced from 11 exons. Gene Ontology annotation, cellular component: myosin complex; vesicle; actin cytoskeleton. Gene Ontology annotation, molecular function: actin filament binding; cytoskeletal motor activity; ATP binding. Lineage: Eukaryota; Metazoa; Arthropoda; Insecta; Diptera; Muscidae. The coding region runs from base 342 to 4718 and encodes 1458 amino acids.
UAAAGAACCUUAAGAGUGGCUAGACGUUGAAAACGGAAAUCAUACAAACUGUUACAAGUGAAAGAAAGUUAAUGAGUUAAUGUUAAUGUAAAAGAAAAAAUAAAAAAAAUAUGCAAAGAAUGAAAUACAAAUAACAACAACCAAGUGAUUUAGUGUUUGCUGUAACUAUCAUUAACUAAUUUGUGUAAUUGGAAAAUGGUGAAUAAAAUAUCCUGUUAUAAUAAAAAAAACGUGAAAAUCUUAUGAAUAAGCAAAAGAAAAUAUUUAAAUAAAUUACCCAAAUGCCUUUAAAAACAGUUUUAUUUGAUGCAAUUUCAUUGAGAACCAAAUGUUGAUCAACGAUGGCCACAUUAGGCCUUUCAAAAGUCUUCAUACUGGAUAAAUACUUUACGGAAUUACAAAAAUUUUGGGAGACGGAGAAGAAGUUGCAGGACGCCUCAUCUUCCAAUGAGGCGGUGCAUCUACAGCAACGGCUUAAAAGUCUCAGUACAGAAUUAGUCACGCUGCGAAAUCGUUUGCAUGUGGGCCAAGGCCAGGGUACAAUUACUGCCGCCAAUGGCAAUAAUGUACAGCAAGCCAAUAAUAACAACAACAGCGCCAACAAUAAUAAUAAUACUCUGUCACAGCAAUCGCAGCAACUGCAACAACAACAGCAUCAUCAAUCACAACAAUUGGGACCCUUAGCAACGGCCAUAGAAUUGAGUGCGUCCAGUCCGAAUUUGAAUAGCAUCAGCCAGAACAAUAACAACAAUAAUAGCCAUAGUAAUAGCAGCAACAAUAUUAACAAUAGCCACAACAACAACAACAGCAAUACUACCACACUAUCAUCAUCAGCAGCAACGUCAACUGUGUCGGUUUUAAAUAAUAACAACAGCAACAACAACAACAACGUCAGCAAUAGUAAUAACAAAAAUUUGCAUACAUUCAGUCAUACGUUGCCACAUAAUUCAACAUCUGGUACAUCCGGUAUUGUUUCAUCACGAAAUACAUCCAUUCCACAUCCACUGCCACAUCAGAUAAAUGAAAAAGCAUCUGCAGCACCUUCAUCGGCCAACCAAAAUUUCAUGGAUUCCAUUGUAAUGCCAGUUUUAUCCACACCACCGCUUGCCACAUCCUCAUUGAGUCACAAUUCCAAUACACUGCCAAUGCGAUCAUCCUCUGCUCAUGCCUCACAUUUUCAGCACCAAACACACCAUUUGACUCAAGCUUCGCACCUGCCGCAGCAGCAACAUCAUCACCUGGGCCACCAUCAACAACAGCAGCAACAGUAUCAACCACAGCAAUCGCAAACCCUACACUCACAACAUCACCCUCCCCAGCAACAUCAGCCCCAUCGUGAACCACAUCAGUUGCCAUUUAUACCCAUUCAAAAACAUUUGAAUCCCUGCCAUGGCAUUAAUACCCUGCCAAUAUCCUUCAACAACAGCCAUUCACGAUCUACCAGCACCCUACACAACAACCUCAAUCGUUCCAAUCAAUAUGUCAAUCAAUUGCAUGUGACAUCUGCAUCCAACGGCAAUGGGUUGUUUGGUGGCAACGGCAUGGGUGGUGGUUGUGGCAUGGGCAAUGGUUUACCCGGCAUGGGAAGCCAGGGGAUUUUUUCAACACCGGGCCAACCCAAGCAACCAUUCGAAUUGGAUGAUUUGAUACAUUUGUCGGGACCAUUGACUGAGGAUGCAGUGAUGCGUACAUUGCAGGCUCGUUUUCAUGAGAACUGUUAUUUUACAAAUGUUGGUCCCAUCUUAUUAUCCAUCAAUCCAUAUCUCAACGUGGGCAAUCCCUUAACACUCACCUCCACCCGUUCCUUCCCGUUGGCCCCACAACUACGAAAAAUAGUCCAAGAGGCUGUACGUCAACAGGCCGAAACAGGUUAUCCCCAAGCCAUUAUUCUCUCGGGCACCUCGGGUGCUGGCAAAACCCAUUGUUCCAUGCUAUUGCUGCGGCAAUUGUUUGCCGUUGCUGGUGGUGGACCCGAAACGGAUGCCUUUAAACAUUUGGCAGCCGCCUUUACAGUAUUACGUUCCUUAGGUUCGGCAAAGACCACCACAAACUCCGAGUCCAGCCGCAUUGGCCAGUUCAUAGAAGUGCAGGUGACUGAUGGUGCUUUGUAUCGAACUAAAAUUCAUUGUUAUUUCUUGGAUCAGACAAGAGUCAUAAGGCCAUUGCCCAAGGAGAAGAAUUAUCAUAUAUUCUAUCAAAUGCUGGCCGGUUUGAGUCGUGAGGAAAGAGUUAAACUCAAUUUGGAAGGAUAUUCACCGGUUAAUCUACGUUAUCUUCAGCAUGGUGAUGUGGUGCAGAAUGAGCAGGAAGAUGCAGUGCGUUUUCAGGCCUGGAAAACAUGUUUGGGUAUUUUGGGUAUACCCUUUUUGGAUGUGGUACGAGUUUUAGCGGCGGUGUUGCUGCUGGGAAAUGUACAGUUUAUUGAUGGUCAGAGUCUGGAGGUUGAUGUCAAGGGUGAAACCGAAUUGAAUGCUGUAGCCAGUUUACUGGGUGUUCCACCUGCUGCUCUAUUUCGUGGUCUGACAGUGAGAACCCAUAAUGCCCGCGGCCAACUGAUCAAAUCAGUUUGUGAUGCCAACAUGUCUAACAUGACCCGCGAUUCGCUGGCCAAAGCUCUCUACUGUCGCACUGUGGCCACCAUUGUGAGAAGGGCCAAUAGUUUAAAACGUUUGGGCUCAACUCUGGGAACUCUGAGUUCGGAUUCCAAUGAAUCGGUGCACAAUCAAGGCGAUCUGGCCUCACAACAUGCCUCUACCAUAGGUGGCAAUUCAGGUUCUAAGUCUAUGGCCGCUCUCAACAAUGCAGUAAGGCAUGCUACCGAUGGCUUCAUUGGCAUACUGGAUAUGUUUGGCUUUGAGGAACCCUCUCCCCAUGCCCAGCUGGAACAUUUGUGUAUUAAUCUGUGUGCCGAGACCAUGCAACAUUUCUAUAAUACACACAUUUUCAAAAGCUCUGUGGAAUCUUGCCGCGACGAAGGCAUUGUGUGUGACACCGAAGUCGAUUAUGUGGAUAAUGUGCCUUGCAUUGAUCUGAUAUCUUCGCUGCGCACCGGUUUGCUGAGCAUGCUAGACGCGGAGUGUGCUGCUCGUGGUACCGCCGAAAGCUAUGUCUGCAAAAUCAAGGUGCAACAUCGUAGUUCCCCCAGGCUGGAGAUUAAGCAUACCACCGAGCCCCAUGAUCCUCGCAUGUUUAUGAUACGUCAUUUCGCCGGCAGAGUAGAAUAUGAUGCCACUGAUUUUCUGGAUACAAAUCGAGAUGUGGUGCCUGAUGAUCUAGUGGCAGUAUUUUAUAAGCACACCUGCAAUUUUGGUUUUGCCACACAUCUCUUUGGCUCCGAACUAAAGGCCUUGUAUGCUCUACAAAGUGUGCCCAGGGGUCUUAGCUUUCGCAUAGCACCCACUUCCCAUACUGAUCUGCUGAAUGGUGAUGAGCCAGUUUCGACGCUGACUCAAGAUUUCCAUACACGUUUAGAUAAUCUUCUGCGCACAUUGGUCCAUGCCCGGCCGCAUUUUGUUCGUUGUAUACGCAGUAACUCCAUGGAAGCGGCCGGUUGCUUUGAACGCAUGACUGUGGUCAAACAAAUACGCUCGCUGCAGGUGCUGGAGACUGUGAAUCUCAUGGCUUCGGGAUUCCCCCAUCGCAUGCGCUUUAAACAAUUCAAUGCCCGCUAUCGUAUGUUGGCUCCAUUCCAUUUGAUACGCCGCAAUGAGGAUAAAAUGGAGGAAUGCUGUAAUAUCAUUUUGCAGCAUGCCAUGGAGAAUCCUCCAUUGGUAGAGGGGUCGGUGACUUUGGCUUGGGCUCCGGGAAAACGUCAUGUCUUUUUAAGCGAAGGCAUACGUCAACAUUUGGAACAUUUGCGCACAGAGAUACGCAAUAAGAGUGCCACCAUGAUACAGUCCACAUGGCGUGGAUGGCAAUGGCGUAAGAAAAUGGGCGGUGGAAAACAGAGAUCACGUGGCAAUGGAGGAGGAGGAGUGCUUAUGGUGCCGUCAUCUGGGAAAUUGGGAAAACUACAUGGCCACAAUGGAUUGGGUGUGGGAGCCACUAACGCGACAUUGGGACCAACAAAUGUCACAUCAGCUGCUGCCGCUGCCGCUGCAGCUGCAGCUGUUAAUACGGCCAACUCCAAUGCAUUAACAGCAUCAUUGCCCCGUUUAUCGGCAAAAACCACAAAUCUUGUUGGCGGUGGAGGCAACGGCGGAGGCAAUGUCACGAGACCAAGACCACAACCCAUUGCUGGAACACCACCACCAGACCCAAAUGAGAAAUGUGACACAAAGAUAAUACAGCAAACAUGUAGUCUCUUUGGAUUAGAUUUGGAACGACCCCCACCAGUGCCACCAUCCCGCAAUUACACCAUUACUGGCAGCACCAAAUUAAGUUUCCCCCAAACGCGUGUUAUGAAAAUGAAUUUUCCCGAGGACACCAUCACAAAUCCGCCCAGUGAACAAUUGAAAAAGGGCGACAGUGUUAGUGUGGUGGGUGCCUCAUCGUGUCGUGGCCAUUUGAUUGUUGAGCAUAAAGGACAAAAAUUUCAUGUUCCCUUUCAAUACAUGGAACUGCUGCGAGCAAUGGCCAACAGUAAUUCGGUAGCAACAAACAACCCUUUGCAAAAUGCCCCAAACAACAAUAACAACACCACGAGCUGUAAUGGCAAUAGCAAUACGGCUAAUGCAACGGCUUCUGGGGGUGCAACAAGUGCAGCUGUCAAAAUAUAACAACCAAGUGAUAAUUAACAAUGAUGCAACGCGUGGCCAGGUGGAGAAUAGUAAGAGUAGCCUAAGCUCCUUUAUCAUAAUUAAGUAUGUUGGUCAUGGUGCCAAUGCUGGCCAGUAAUACAAAUUAGGGUUGAGUCAAGCACUAAGGUAUUCAAUUUGGGCAAUGUCAACAAAUAUUAGAGGGACAUUAAAAUUAUUCAAGCUCCUGUAGGGCCCAAAAUUGUAUCCAAUUUUUCUGAAAUUGGCAGACCUACUAUGGUCUGCAACAUUCAAGCCAAGUAUGACAUAAAUCGGUUCAUAACUUGAUAUAGCCUCAAUAGUAGCAAAGCAAUUCGUAUCCACUAACCGUUGCUUGCCUACAAAGUGAUUCGGCGCAAGGAACUUGACAAAUGGGUUUCAUGGUGGAGGGUAUAUAAGAUUCGGGCAAAAAUUUAUAAAAUCAGCUUAUAAAGUAAAUACUUUCUAAAAAUCUGUUUUUCAAAUUAUAAACAAAUUUUGUUGACCUUUAUGUUUUUCGUAAGCAACAAUUUCCAAUAAUUUUGAAAUUGCCCAACUAUAAUGUAUGUGUCUCUAAACCCAACAUAUUCCAUCAAAACAAGCAGCAUGGCAGCAUCAUCCAAUACCAUGGCCCGAAUGAUGAAUAAUAUUCAUGUGCAUAAAUUAAGACUGUAAAUAUUAAACGCUUCUCCACACUAUCCCAUUCUAUUCUUAAACAAGCCAUUUUGAACAUUGUCAACUUCCCUUAUAUGAAUAGAAAUUAAACAACUCUAAUUUACAUUACAUGACUAUGGCCAAUAUUAUGAAAUGCUAUGGUGAAUAUCGCUUCAACUCAAAGGCCAAAGAGCAUAACAAAUAAAAUUGAAGACCUCAUACUGAAAAGCAGUUAGGAAAAGGAGGAAA